This is a messenger RNA of Schizosaccharomyces japonicus yFS275, 870 nucleotides long. RefSeq names its product membrane transporter. Gene Ontology annotation, molecular function: transmembrane transporter activity. The record is from RefSeq and is a predicted model, not a curated record. Gene Ontology annotation, biological process: transmembrane transport. The transcript has a single exon. Gene Ontology annotation, cellular component: membrane. NCBI's taxonomy places the organism in Eukaryota, Fungi, Ascomycota, Schizosaccharomycetes, Schizosaccharomycetales, Schizosaccharomycetaceae. Bases 107 to 769 code for a protein of 220 amino acids.
CAUGUAUCCACGUGUUUUCCCUUCAACCUUGCUUUGUCACCGGGUAGUUUGAUUAUAAAUAAUACAUGUAUAUAUAUAUUACUACAUAAACUAACGGCUAUAUAGCAUGAACGAUAUGUUUACCAAAAUAGAAAGGGGAAAGUAUAUUGGUUACUAUUUGUUGGGUGUUACGUGUGGACCAACUCUUGCACCUGUCAUCUCUGGAUUUAUAUCUUCAACAGGAAAGUGGAGAUGGGUUUUUUGGCUCUUACUCAUUCUUUCAGCAAUUGUGACGGUAUUUUCGUUCCUGUUUCUCAAAGAGACUUAUAAACCUGUUUUGGAACAAAAGAACAAAAAUGCAUCAUCGGCAAUUGAAAAUUCGGGUAAUGCAAAUGUCCCGAAAGAAGGGGAAGCGGAAAGAAAACCCAUAGUUCGCAUUCUAGUAGAUGCACUUACUCGUCCACUUCUAAUUCUCAUAACAAGACCCAUUGCAAUUUGCAUAGCGCUAAUCCAGUCAAUGAUUUCAGGCGUCUUGUACCUCUUUUUUACUGGAAUUCCCGCAAUUUGGGAGGGUGAAUAUCAUUUUCCCAUCCAAAAGGCGGGUCUUACUUAUUUAGGUUUGUUAGUAGGAAUGCUCUUUUCAUUGUUUGCAGUGAAACUUUUUGAUAAACUCGGUUAUGGUCGGGGUUUCUCACUUCUUGGAUUCUGUACAAUUGGUUUGUCUGGAAUACUUCCCAUUUUAUAUAUCUUUGGUGAACGACUUCGGCGCAUAGGAACGCAAAAGAAUUAAUACGGGACUAGGGGUAGGAUUAGCAACCUUAAUUGAUUUUUGUGUUGCUGUGAUUGGAUUAUUUAUGAAUGUUAUUUAUUAAUUAAGACAUGCCAUUUUGU